Molecule: messenger RNA, 927 nt
Organism: Musca vetustissima
Lineage: Eukaryota; Metazoa; Arthropoda; Insecta; Diptera; Muscidae
Exons: 3
Coding region: 1-927 (308 amino acids)
Source: RefSeq, a predicted model, not a curated record
AUGCGUUUCUUAUUGGUUUUGGCUUUUGCCACGGUUGCCUUGGCCGGCACCGUAUUGCCCCAACAGGGUCUACGCCCCUUGGCCGAGAUGGCUGAUAGUGAUGGUGAAAUUGAUUUCUUGGCUGAGAAUCAAGAUGGUACCGUUGAAAAUUUUUAUAUUAAUGUUUUCCGAAUUUUAGUCGCUCCCAGCUUCAUUGUCUCCUGGCAAGUACGUCGCAUGAUCCGUAAAAUCCAAAAGCAAAUGCCCUGUGGCUGGCCCCAAUACGGUAUUCCCCCACUAGCUCCCUUGAAGGUUCGCGAAGCUGAAAUUGAAUUGAAAAAGGGUAUCUUUGAAACUAUCGAUAAGGUCUUCAAAUUCCGCAUUGACGGUUUGGAUAAAUUCGUUAUUCAACAAUUCAAAUUGAACGUCAUCAAGUCCAAGAUCACCUUCGAUUUCUUGUUCAAGGAUAUUGUUACUUCCGCCUCGAAAUAUGAUACCAACAGCAUUUUGGAUGCUAUGCGUCAAUUGGGUCUUUCCGUUCAAUACGAAGGUGAAGGUACUUUGGACUUUGGUUUGAAGAAUUUGCGUAUUGCAGGUACCAUCAAAUACAAAAUUCCAAUCUUGUGGGGCUCCAUCAAGAUCACCUCCAUGAAGACUCAAGUUUCUUUGGGCGCUUGCACUUCGGAAAUUACCGGUUUCAUGGGUAAUGGCGCUGUCAACCGUAUGAUCAAUCGUCAAAUUGAAAAUGUCGUCGAAAUGGGCAUCAAUAACAACCAAGAAGCCAUCUCCGAUAUGAUCGAAGAAACCCUUGUCCCCAAGGUCAACAAGAUGUUGAAGGGUAACGAUUUCUGGACCAUCAUCGAUAUGAUCUUCUCGAGCACCGAAGGCGAACAAGAAGAUGAUCCUAUUGUUGUUAACUGUGUUCCUCCUCAAGAUCCCUGGGCUUAA